Dacryopinax primogenitus is the source of this 1738-nucleotide messenger RNA. Its product is annotated as MFS general substrate transporter. Gene Ontology annotation, molecular function: transmembrane transporter activity. The transcript is spliced from 6 exons. The coding region runs from base 1 to 1656 and encodes 551 amino acids. Gene Ontology annotation, biological process: transmembrane transport. The record is from RefSeq and is a predicted model, not a curated record. Lineage: Eukaryota; Fungi; Basidiomycota; Dacrymycetes; Dacrymycetales; Dacrymycetaceae.
AUGGCGACACUGAACUCGCCGCAAGGAUCUCCAGAAGGACCAACAUCAUCACAUUCUCGGACACGUGAGGACGAGUCUAACGACUCCCCUCCAGUGGUCGAAAGCGACGUGAUUAACACAAACGAGGUGGGUUCGGUGGUUGAACCAUCGGAGCAACAGCUGGAUGAGUGCCCAAUAAAGGGAGAGGAGGCCUCGGCUGGAGAGCAAUCUGACACUCCACCACCACCAUAUUCCGUAUUCCGUCGAUGGCAAAUAUGGUGUAUCGUUGUUCUCACGUCAUGUGCUGCGCUGUUUUCCCCCCUGUCAGCGAACAUAUAUUUCCCUGCGAUUCCGGUAAUCGCCACCGCGUUCAACCAGUCGAUCGAAAAUAUCAAUGUCACCGUCACGGUAUACAUGCUGCUUCAAGGCACGGCACCAAUGGUGUGGGGCAGCUUAGCAGACUGGCACAACUGUGUGGGUCUGGCCCUAACACCCACAUCGGACUAUUGGCUGCUCGUUCUGUUGAGAUGUUUGCAAGCGGCUGGCAGCGCAAGCUCGGUGGCAAUCAGUAUCGGAACAAUCAUGGACAUCGCAGAACCCAGCGAGCGCGGCACGAUGGUUGCAAUGGCGUCAAUCGGCACCCUUGUCACCCCCAGCAUUGGCCCUGUCAUUGGUGGUGUUCUGGCAGGCAAUCUUGGAUGGCGUUCUAUCUUUUGGUUUCUUUGUAUCUUCUCUGGUUCGGUGAUGAUCCUUGAAGUUGUUUUCUUGCCAGAAACUCUCCGUGCAAUCACAGGAGACGGGAGCAUCCCCGCCCAGCGGUGGAACAGGCCAUUCAUUCCCAUACUAAUGAGUGGAGCAAACUACGAAGGGAAGAGUCCCGAUCCAUCAAGAGCGAGUAACCCACUGGAGAUCUUCAAAUGUUACAGGAAUAUCGAUCUAGUUCUCCUCUUGUGGUCCAUUGCUGUCCCAUAUGCGGGACUAUACUGCAUACUAACUACAAUGUCCCCUACCUUCCUUGCGGUGAUGCCUUCCCUCACAGAGAUUGACCUCGGACUGUGUUACCUUGCCACCGGCGUGGGCGGUAUCGCGGGCUCUCUAUGCGGCGGGCGGCUUGUCGAUUGGGAUUUUCGACGAGCAAAGAAGCUCGCUCUGUUGAAAAAGGGAAUCGGGAGCGAGGAGGCUGCACAGAUGGUUGCUAACGCUCGCGGUGGAGCCAAGUACGAGGGGAUAGACAAUGUCGAACGAACAAGGCUGCGACUGAGCCCGAUCUACUGGAGCAUCUACGUCAUCAUUCUUAUCGGGUACGGAUGGGCAAUAGAGCAAAGGGUGCAUAUUGCGUGUCUGUUGGUCCUUCAGUUUCUUGCCAUGUUCCAGCUCACCGCGAUAUUCACUUCCACCCAAACGCUGCUCAUGGAUCUCUUCCCGGGUCGUGGAGCGUCUGUCAGUGCCUCGAACAACCUCGUUCGCUGCCUGACGGCGGCCGUCCUUGUUUCCAUCGUGGACUUCAUCAUCAAUGCUGUCGGAUAUGGGUGGACAUUCACUAUUCUUGGCACGUGGUGUAUCGUCACGUACCCGUUGUUAAUCCUGGAGAUGGCUUGGGGAUGGAAAUGGAGAGAGCGCAGGAGCGAGAGGGAAAAGAAGGAACAGGAGAAGAGUGAGCGUAUGAGUAGCUCAUGAGAUGCACGGGAUACAGCUCUCAUUAGGGAGACGCUGUAGACAUGAGAUUUAUAUCCGUAGACAUGUGCAUAAGGACUUGAAC